AUGGAUAUUUGCAUUAGUUGGGAACUAAAAUGCUGUCCAAUAAACAUCGUCAUCGACAAGACUAAUGUCCUUCAUUCCGCUCAUUUGCGUCAGUGUCCAACUGACGCAAAUUUGUAUGGCAAAGAAGUAUGUGACGCGGUUGUGGCAAAAUGUCUCACCGGUAGGCCUAAGACGGUGGAGAAGGCCCAGGUCAUCUUUAUGCUUUGGAUUGAAUUGGAGGCUGUAGAGCCUUUCUUGGAUGCAAUGGAGAAGGCGAUAAAAGCCAAAGUUGCUAAAGCUGUUGUACCCGCAAUUGAUGUCAUGUUUCAAGCCUUAAGUGAGUUUGGAGCAAAAGUUGUGCCUCCAAAGAGGAUAUUAAAGAUGUUUCCUGAGCUAUUUGACCAUCAAGAUCAAAAUGUUCGUGCAUCUUCUAAAGGACUUACUCUUGAGCUUUGUCAAUGGAUUGGAAAGGACCCUGUAAAAUCAAUAUUAUUUGAGAAAAUGAGGGAUACAAUGAAAAAAGAAUUGGAAGCCGAGCUGGUGAAUGUAACAGGGGCAGCUAAGCCAUGUCGCAAAAUAAGGUCUGAGCAAGACAAGGAGCCAGAAAAGGAGGUUGUAUCUGAAGUUGUGGGUGCUGGCCCAUCUGAGGAAUCUACAUCUGAUGCUCCUCAGGAAAUAGAUGAGUAUGAGCUCGUUGAUCUUGUUGAUAUAUUGGCUCCUUUGGAGAAGUCUGGAUUUUGGGAUGGAGUGGUCAGUCUUCUUUCUUCUCUCCGUCAAACUAGUUCAGUUUUUUUUUUUUUUGGUUGUAGUGAUUUAAUUUAGGAAUAUUUGGUUUUGAUGUUCCUGUACUGCUAUUAACAUCUUGUGCCUUAUGUCACAGAAAGCAACCAAGUGGUCAUAACGGAAAAAGGCUGUUGCAGAGCUAACCAA
Messenger RNA from Humulus lupulus (European hop), 909 nucleotides. RefSeq names its product protein MOR1-like. Gene Ontology annotation, cellular component: spindle pole; microtubule plus-end; kinetochore. The transcript is spliced from 7 exons. The coding region runs from base 1 to 801 and encodes 266 amino acids. Gene Ontology annotation, biological process: establishment or maintenance of microtubule cytoskeleton polarity; microtubule polymerization; mitotic spindle organization. Gene Ontology annotation, molecular function: microtubule plus-end binding; microtubule plus end polymerase activity. The record is from RefSeq and is a predicted model, not a curated record. NCBI's taxonomy places the organism in Eukaryota, Viridiplantae, Streptophyta, Magnoliopsida, Rosales, Cannabaceae.